Messenger RNA from Aspergillus melleus, 1737 nucleotides. RefSeq lists its product as uncharacterized. Lineage: Eukaryota; Fungi; Ascomycota; Eurotiomycetes; Eurotiales; Aspergillaceae. The transcript has 2 exons. The coding region runs from base 1 to 1737 and encodes 578 amino acids. The record is from RefSeq and is a predicted model, not a curated record.
AUGAAACAGCCGUUCCAGCUGCGCCUACCAUCUUCUCCCUCGUUUGAAAACAACCCAACUUCGAUUCGAGACUCUCGAAGACUCUCGAGGGAACCGGCCAGCAACAACCACGGUUUGCGCACAUGGCGAUCCGACCAAAACCUCACGACUACGAGCAUGGAGACCUUUGGUCUUCUUCCCAGCCCACCUCUGUCCGACUCGAGAUCCUCGCAGCAUUCUCCUUCUUCAGCUUAUUUCUCUCCAAGAUCGGAGUAUGAUUCUGAUGCUGAUCAAACAACACCGAAGAGCUCUUCUACUUAUAAGCCGGAACCCAAACCGUCAUUCGCUUCCCGUGCGCUCCGAUUGAGAAAAACCACCGAAAACCUUAGGAGCACGAAUGAGCCCACAAAUGUGCAUAUGGCACAUUCCAAUCUAGUUCGACAAUGGGAUUCCGAUGAUGGAAAGCUCACGCCUGUGUCUACAGAUUCGGAGAGGACGGCAUCUCCAUCCCCAUCCCCGUCUCGGUCCCCCUCUCUGUCGCUCUCACCCACGCCAUACACAGAUACAGAGUCCCCAGACACCCGAGAUUUCUCUACUUCCUCCCCAAACACGCAGCGAAGUCGAUCCCGAACGGUCUCUAGCGAAAGAAGUUGGGUCCCGAGUAGCCUCUCGUACUACGAGCCAUGGCUACAAGGGGCGCCAUCGGAAACAGCAGAUUCUGGAGGGGAGAAGCCAAAGGAAUUCAAUCGGAGGAAGUGUCAGAUACUUCCGCCGGCUGAUAAGCCUGUGGUGUUUGCUGUCGCCAGUAAGACGAAACCGAAACUGGUGGAUAUAUCACGGCAGUCGUCCCCUGCAAUGAGUUAUUCGAUGCCAACGCCACCGCAGCGUACAGUUCCUUCCACGCCAGAUCACCGUCAACAUGAAAUAUCGGCUUUCAGUCCAGACACGCCAUUGGAAAUGUCUGAUAGCGGCUAUAUUACGCACCACUGCCCCUCUCCUCAGGAAAACCGAAAGCCCAAGGAGGAAGAUGAAUUCACUGACACCAGCUCUCUCAGUGGAGAGAGUGUCGGUGAAACCGUCGUCUGCGACAAAAUGGCUACAAGCCAAGAACUUCCGAAGCUACCGCCGAGAUCGCCUCAGAGGUCACCCCAGCAGUCGCUUCCCAAACCAGAUCUCAAACCAAUCACACAGUCGUUACCAAAACCACAAGCAUCCCCCGGGCGGUCUUCCAACAUGUCCGAGAAAGAGGAACUAGAGAAAUGGUGGGACCAUGAGUGGACGAUCGACCAGCUGGAGCAUUCGGCCAAGGACUUCCCUCGAAACAUGCUCAAGUUGACCUCACCAGUCAUCAUGUUCCUCCGCCACAAUAAUGAAAAGGCACUUAUACGACCUUUUCGAAAAAUAUUUCCCGAAGUUGCCGAGAAUUUACUCGACAACCUUUGUGCAGUGCUGAUUGCACGAAACUAUUUGAUAUCCCUUGCGUCGGUCAAUCGGAGAAACAGCAAUUUCUCCCAUAAACCAAGCUUGUCUCGUCUCGAUACGGUUCCUGAAAAAGCAAGCUCCGGGCUAGGAAUGCAAUACUCACAACCAACGCCAGCGCGGGUCAAGAAUAGGGUCCUAGGCACAAGGAGCGCAGAGCUCUGCAAGGACCUCGAUCGGAUUGUUGACAACCUGAUCUUUGCCAUCUGCGGCAAGCAAGAUGAGCAUUUGAAGUCGGCCGUACUCGUGCUGGCUCAGGUUCUGGAGACCAAGUCCUAG